Messenger RNA from Fomitopsis serialis, 1938 nucleotides. RefSeq lists its product as uncharacterized. The record is from RefSeq and is a predicted model, not a curated record. The coding region runs from base 1 to 1938 and encodes 645 amino acids. Lineage: Eukaryota; Fungi; Basidiomycota; Agaricomycetes; Polyporales; Fomitopsidaceae. The transcript is spliced from 7 exons.
AUGUUCAUCAACCUCGGCGCGAUCCUCGUCACCGCCGGUGCACUGGCCCUCAACCCCAAGUCGUACAUCUACUGUCGACUUGGCGGAGGUGGGGGCCUCGCUGCACAACCGAUAUCUGGCCUCGGCACUGCCUGCCCGCUCAUGGUCGACAGGGUCGAGUCCUUCUUCGACCAUGUAUCCGGCUCGCUCAGUGGGGCCGGAGACAGAUUCACAGGCAUCGUCGGAGAUGCGUUCGCAGGCAUGGGCAACAUGGUCUCCGACAGCAUACAUGGAGGGGUUGGAGAGGCGUUUACGGGCGUCUUCGGGGGCAUAGGUGACAUGGCCUCCGAUGCGGCCUGGUUCAUGUAUGACACCAGUCGGCGGUUCAUCCCAGUCACCACAGACACCGACCCGGUUCCUCUCCUCCCUGACGCCUUCGUCGACGACCCAGGAGACCCGUAUGCGGCCCUGUUGACCGGCUUCCAGGAAGACGUGCGCAAGUGGAGCACAACGACGGACAUCAUCGUGCCACCUAUCUUCGAUCUCGCGGAUUGGACAACGGAUUUGAUCGUGCGGCCUCCCGGAGACAUCAUCGUUUGGGUCCCGCACACCUUGAGGACCUGUCUCUGGGCUGAGCGACCGCGGAGAAAUCCAGCACCAUCCGAGAUCGAAGAUAGCAGCUCUGUUUCCACAUCUGGGACACCGUACGCCGUCAACAUCGCGCGUUCGGUCGUCGAAGGCUUCCAGGAUCGCCAUCACGCCGGUUCUCGUCGGACAGCGCACGCGCUUGUCCUGUUCUACACCAUGGUCAUCGCGUACGUCGCCGUCGCUACUCUCGAGCCUGUUAGGACGGCGUGGCGGACUUCGCUCGUGGGUCACCUCGGGUUGCCUGCCAUGUUCGGGUUCGUCAUGCGUAGCCUAUAUUCGUCGAUGCUCUUUAUGGCUUCACUCAAGGGAAUGCCGGCUGACGAUCACGUCCAGCGCAUGGCCGGCCUCACUCGGAAGACCAUUCGGCAGCUUCGCAGGGCCAGCAGCCAGGACCACGCGCUCAUCGGCGGUCCUCGUCCGCUCAUUGCAUACGACCUCGCGAACUACACCCCCGCUCCACGUCUGGCUCUUCGGCCUUUGCUCGUCGUCUUCUGGGACGGUCCAGUCCCCACGCCUGUCGCCAUUCCUCGCUCGGCCACCCGUUCGCGCACGUUCAGCGCGAUGACGUUCAUGGAGGCACGCCGCGCCGCUCCUAAGUCGAGCGGACCUUUAAACAUGGUGUCUCUCAUUGAAGAGGACGUGCCUGCUACGACGAUGGGAUACGCGAAGCGCCUCCUGCGACGCCAGCAGCCGGGCCUUCAGCUACUCGGCCUCUCGAAGCGCCGCCUCCACCGUCCCGCCGUCAAGCCAGUGCCCACCGAGGCGGACGUCGAUCCUAUCGAGGCUCCCAUUCAGGAGACUGUUCGUGAGCCUUGCAAGGCGGCUACCCAGGAUCACGCGUUGAUGGGUGGCCCUCGCCCGAUGAUCGCAUACGACCUCGCGAACUUCACCCCGAUGCCGCGCUUGGCUCUUCCUCCUCUUCUGCUCAUCCUGCCGGACGGGCCCCUCGCUCUAGUUCGCUCGGCCACUCGCCCUCGUACGUUCAGUGCGAUGACGGGGAUGGAGGCCCGCCCCGGUCCGUCGAGUGGACCUCUCACGAUGGCGUCUAUCAUUGAGGAGGACGUUCCUGAGACCACGAUGAGAUACGCGAAGCGCCUCUUGCGCCGCCAACAGCCUGGCCUACAGAUGUUCGGUCUCUGGAAGCGCCGGGUCCACCGCCACGCCGAGCUGCGCGCGCUUCGCGACAAGAUGGGUGAAGACGCUGCCCUUCGACACGCACAGGAGGGACGGAAGAUCCUGCAGCAGAACCUUCGUGCAAUGUGGGCUGAGGGCGGACGGUUGGAGCGGCCAUCUGCAGAGCCCGAGAACUAG